This is a messenger RNA of Apus apus (common swift), 1913 nucleotides long. RefSeq names its product src-related kinase lacking C-terminal regulatory tyrosine and N-terminal myristylation sites (gene SRMS). Gene Ontology annotation, cellular component: extrinsic component of cytoplasmic side of plasma membrane. The coding region runs from base 22 to 1497 and encodes 491 amino acids. Lineage: Eukaryota; Metazoa; Chordata; Aves; Apodiformes; Apodidae. Gene Ontology annotation, molecular function: signaling receptor binding; ATP binding; non-membrane spanning protein tyrosine kinase activity. Gene Ontology annotation, biological process: protein phosphorylation; cell surface receptor protein tyrosine kinase signaling pathway; cell differentiation. The record is from RefSeq and is a predicted model, not a curated record. The transcript is spliced from 8 exons.
CGGCCACCACCUCCACUGGGGAUGGAGCAGUUUGUCAGGAAGCGUUUGACCUUCCUGACAUCCUUCUGGAACAAGCUCCGGCCUCGCUCCGUGACUGAGAGCUGCUCGCUGGGGUAUCUUGGUUCCGAUUCCGUUUCGCUGCACUCGGAGCCCAACUCCGUUUCCUUCCUCCCCAAGUCCUCUCUCUUCAUUGCUUUAUACACGUUCACAGCCCGGAGCGCCGAGGAACUGAGCGUGAGCGCAGGGGACAAACUGCGUGUCCUCAGAGAAGAAGGGGAGUAUGUCUUUGCCCGGAGGCUGCUGGGGGAGCCAGCCAUGGGCUACGUUCCUGCUGCCUAUGUGGCCAACCUCAGCCAGGGCACCUCUACGCACCAGCCCUGGUACUUCAGCAAGAUCAGUAGAAAUGAAGCAGAGCAGCUUCUCCUGUCACCUCCCAACCAACAUGGCUCCUUCCUCAUCCGUGACAGUGAGAGCAGCAAGGGCGAGUACUCUCUCUCAGUGCGCAACCACACCAAGGUCAGCCACUUCCGAAUCUGCAAGAGCCCCAGGGGCAGCUUCUACAUACAGAAGGGACAUCCCUUCCCAGACAUGGAGGAGCUCCUUGCCUUCUACACCAAGCACUGGAAGGUCAUCCAGAGCCCCUUGCUGCAGCCCUGCAGCCCCGCGACCCCACCCGAGAGGGACGGCUGGGAGCGCCCACGCUGGGAGUUCACCCUGCGGAGGAAGCUGGGAGAGGGCUACUUCGGAGAGGUGUGGGAAGGGCUGUGGAGGAACACGGUGCCAGUGGCCAUCAAGAUCAUAAAAGCUGACAUGAAGGCAGAAGACUUCACCAAGGAGAUUCAGAACCUGAAGCGCCUGAGGCAUGAGAAGCUGAUCCAGCUGCAUGCUGUCUGCUCGCUGGACGAGCCUGUGUACAUCAUCACUGAGCUCAUGCGGAAAGGCAACCUCCACAGCUACCUCAACAGUCCUGAAGGGAAGUCCUUGGGCACCUCCCACCUGCUCAACAUUGCCUGCCAAGUAGCAGAUGGGAUGAGGUACCUGGAGGAGAAGCACAUUGUCCACCGGGACCUGGCAGCCAGAAACAUACUGGUGGGAGAGGAACUCACCUGCAAAAUUGCUGAUUUUGGACUUGCUCGUCUCCUCAAGGAUGACAUUUAUUCCACCAGCAGCAGCACCAAAAUCCCAGUGAAGUGGACAGCCCCAGAGGCCGCCAACUACCGCACCUACUCCCUCAAGUCUGAUGUCUGGUCCUACGGGAUUCUGCUCUAUGAAGUCUUCACGUAUGGUCAGAUCCCAUACGAAGGAAUGACGAACCAAGAAACCGUACGGCAAAUCACCAGGGGCUACCGCCUUCCCCGGCCCAGCUCCUGCCCACCCGAGAUCUACAGCAUCAUGCUGGAGUGCUGGAAUGGCAACACAGAGGAGCGUCCCACCUUCCUGGCCCUGCGGGAGAAGCUGGGCUUCAUUUACAGACGGCUGCUCAGCUCCCUCUCCUGAGGGACCCCUUCCCACCAUCCUUCCUGCACAAGCUCCUCCAGGCCAACUCUUGCCAAGUGGCUCCUUCCUUCCGGUUUGCCCUCUGACAGGGCUUCAAAGAAUGCACAUCCUCCCCUCCCUCCCCCAGAAAACAGCCCGUGGUCCCUCUGUCAGGAUGCAGGGAGGUGGCCAAGGUGGCCAAGGGAAAAGGCAACAGGUGGGGAGCUCAUUGCUGGCACUUGGCUGUGGAGCAGUCUGGAAGAGCCCCGUGGUAGUGAAGGCAGCACCCAGAGUUUACAUCUUCAUGUAGGGUGGGAGGUCCCUGCCGCUCCCCACGCCGACGUGAAGGUUUGCAGUUUGUGUUCAGUUGUGGCUCUGCUUGAUUUUUCUUGUAGUGUGUGUCCAAUGUAUUUAUCAAUAAAACGUGUGCAUCCAUC